AUGGCGCAAGAGGAUGUGGAGCCGGAGGGGCGGGGAGGAGCACUAUCUGGUCAGGAUGCGUUGUACAUGACGAUGACGUCUGAGGUGCGUCAGGCGUCGAUGGAUUUGAUGAAGGAUCUGGAGUUUGGAUUUCCUCCGGGUGCAUUGGAGGAAGCUGCUCGGGAUCCUUAUUACUUUAUAGGUCGUCGUGAGAUGCCAUAUGUUAGUGAUAUGUUAGUGGAGCCGGGAUUGUGGCGGCGAUUGACGGAGUUAUUUUAUGGCGUUAAAAGGUACUAUGUGGAUUACGUGGUUGAAUAUGGAGGACAGAAGAGACGAGAGGUGGCAGAUCGGGUCCUCUUGUUGCGUUUGAAAUCAUCGUUGCGAAGUUGUCGUACAUUGCAGAUAGGGCGCGAUAAAUGGGAGAGUGACAUAACUCGUUGGAAAGCGAGUCAAUUAGGUCAGGGUAUAUUGCAGGCUAUGCUCGGUUCGUUGUAUUAUACCCAGGGUUUACUUGAGACGCAACGUUUAUUGGCAGCGGAAGAUGUUGUUGCAAACAUUGUCAAAGGUGGAACAUCAUGGGGAAGUGAUCGUCUUGGCUCAUGGGAUGCUAGACAUGGUCGUGCACUCACUAGGCAUUAUACUAGACAACUUAUUGGACAUCCCAGACCAUACCAUCUAGGCUCACUCACAUUCUUCGAUGUACUAUCCAGAUCACUUUACUUACAAGAUCAGAUACACCCACUCAAUCCAGACCUGAGCAAACUAUACACUAUACUCACACCCACGAAUACCAAAAAUGAGUACACCCACCCAUGGACCAUCUCGUCCAAAGACCAUGCAGAAACCGCCAUUGCUCUUCUCGGCAAAUGCAUAGGCGAACAACCCAACCUUGCCAAAUCCUGA
Gregarina niphandrodes is the source of this 882-nucleotide messenger RNA. RefSeq lists its product as hypothetical. The coding region runs from base 1 to 882 and encodes 293 amino acids. Lineage: Eukaryota; Apicomplexa; Conoidasida; Eugregarinorida; Gregarinidae. The transcript has a single exon. The record is from RefSeq and is a predicted model, not a curated record.